AUGUCCACUCUUCAGAUAUCCGAGGACAAUCCAUUCCUGACUUUGAUUACCGAGACGAAUAACGAUGCGGUAAGUAAUAUUCAAAGGUUUGUGAUUAGAGAUUAUGUUAAGCCUCUCUAUCAGGAUCAGUUGCAGUCCCGCUACGAGAACCACCGCGUAAAUCGAAAUGCACAGCAAGCCGCGAAGAUCCUAGCACCAGACUUCGCUGGCUGGGAUCUGGACGAGAUUUUGAUGCGCCUUGACGGUCCUACAAAGGAAGAAGGAUUUGUUGAUCCGCGCAACUGCCUGGUCAUUUGGGCCCGGCCACCAUCUCCGAUUCGCGAUCUUGUAGAGUUUGUGCAAAGCGAACUUAGACGCGUUGCUCCGACCCUCUGGUUCAUGCCGCCGGAAAAUCUCCAUACAACAGUACUGGAAAUCGCUCAUUCCUUGACCGAAGAACAGAUUGAGGGUCUCGUAAAUACUUUGGAGUCAUCACAGAACAUAAGCAGUGCAGAUAUUGCAGACCAUGCAUUCACCCAUCGAACGCGCCUUGUAAAGCCUAUGGUGGGCUUUGAUUCUGCAGCCAUGGCAUUGACCUUUGUCCCAGCUGCUGGAGAAGCUUCAGAUGCGCAACGCAGUAUCGCCGACGAAACCUACACCCAUCUCACCAUUGCUCGGUUCGUCACUCAGGACGGCUUCGUCGAACCAGCUGCAGUGGGAGAGGAACAUCUGAACCCCUCCAAGGUCAAAGAACUGAUUGAUAAAAUUGAAGAAAUCAACCAGAAGCUGCAGGACGAAGAUUGGCCCAGUGAAAAUGGCACAAUCAAGGCCGGCGGAGAAUGGCUAAUUGGCCAGGAAAAGGGCUUGGCCAUUCGCAGAGGUCGUCUGUGGUAUGGUGGUGGCAAUGAUGUGCAGCUGGGAAAGGGCUAUUGA
This is a messenger RNA of Aspergillus fumigatus Af293, 912 nucleotides long. RefSeq lists its product as uncharacterized. The transcript is spliced from 3 exons. NCBI's taxonomy places the organism in Eukaryota, Fungi, Ascomycota, Eurotiomycetes, Eurotiales, Aspergillaceae. The coding region runs from base 1 to 912 and encodes 303 amino acids. The record is from RefSeq and is a predicted model, not a curated record.